Strongylocentrotus purpuratus (purple sea urchin) is the source of this 1154-nucleotide messenger RNA. RefSeq lists its product as uncharacterized. The record is from RefSeq and is a predicted model, not a curated record. Bases 207 to 1154 code for a protein of 315 amino acids. The transcript is spliced from 2 exons. NCBI's taxonomy places the organism in Eukaryota, Metazoa, Echinodermata, Echinoidea, Camarodonta, Strongylocentrotidae.
UGAUUAUAUAUUAAGCCAAUUGCAUUACUUAAACAUAACAACUUGUGUCACAUAAUGAAUCCCUCGUCGUGGAAAACCCUGGAAAAGUCAUAUUAUCCAUGUUUUCAGUCUUCCUAUGAUCCUUCUACGUAUUUUAGAGUUCUGUGGUAAAGCCCUGUCAUUUCAUCUUCAGAAUAACAUCACAGAUAUUGUGAACGCUGAACUGCAUGAUGUCCGAAGAGCCCAGUCGAGUCAUCUUGUGGACCAUACCACGAGGUUCGUCAACUGCGUUCUCCCUUUCAAUAAGUCGCAUACCCGACGUCGAAAUGUGGAUGGAACCUUACGGUUUUGCCCAUAUCGCCGAACUCAACGCUAAAGUGGAAGAAGGAGUUGCACUCCCCAAAGAGUAUGAUGGCAACGAAAAGCUUUACGAGAAAGUCGCCGGACAUGUUAGUACGGCGAUGGGUAGACGCUUCUUUCCCGAGACGCUGUCGUACUCCAAGAUAAAGAAGACUCUCGAAGGAAUAACUGCAAAGCACGUCUUUGUUAAGGAUAUGGCUUAUGGGAUGUUUGGUAAAGACGCGAUUCAGUAUAUCCCUAGCGGCUUCAGACACUCCUUUCUCAUCCGAAACCCUGACCUGGUAUUCCCGGGCCUUCACAAGAUGUAUUACAACCAUUUCAAAGCGAUUAACAGGUUACUGCCGGAAGAAAAAGACGAAGCUAGCUUCGACGUCCGGAACCAUAACGAGCUGGGGUCGCACGCAAACUACUUCAAGACAAUGCGCGAUCUCUGGUCGUAUAUCCGCAAGGGGAUCGAUCCGAAGGCAGUUAUUCUUGACUCGACGGACCUGCUUGCAGACCCACGUCGUGUCCUUUCUCGAUGGUGCGAGGCGGUGGGACUGCCCUUCGAUGAAUCUAUGCUAUCAUGGAAUCCGGAUGUUAAAGAAAUGGGAUCUUGGAAUUGGGGUAGUGACUGGGCAGGACAGGCCUCGUUUGACAUUUUUCAUGCUAGUGUUCUAAGGAGCACUUGUUUUACUCCUCCGAAGGCACCACAAACACGUAACCAGCUGACUGAUGACGUAAUUGAAUUAGCGGAAGCUGCUAUGCCCUUCUAUGAGGAAAUGUAUCGCCAUCGUAUACAUGUUGAUGAAAAACAUGGUCCCAACGAGGGGUAA